UGACCAAUUCUGCACAGUAAUAUGUGCUUAUUUAAUUCGUAUCAUCUGUGCUGGGGUUAGCUUGUGUUAUUUUUUCGUUAGACAGCGGUUUAUCGUGCUAAACGAUAAGCUAACUGGCUCUGUGCUAAUGCCAGCGCAGCAGCUAGUAACGUUAAACACACUGUCUCUGUUCUCCGGGACUUUACUGGUCAAUGCAGGGGCUGUGCUGAAUUUCAAGCUUAAAAGGAAGGAGUCACAGGGAUUUGGAGAUGAGUCCAGAGCACCAACGACAGGUGACAACAUCAGAGAGUUUCUUCUCAGUUUACGAUACUUCCGGAUCUUCAUUGCUCUGUGGAACGUCUUCAUCAUGUUCUGCAUGAUCCUAUUAUUUGGAUCAUGAUCAGCGUUUGCAGCGGCUGGACUUCCACCAGGAUGCUACUUUUCAAGACAGAUGCUAUAAACAUCUUCUUGAUGGGAUUUUUUCCUUUGGGCCUUUUAAUUUGAGUUAUCCUCCAUUUUAAUUACAACUCAAAAAUCUACGUAAAUAUGCGUCUGGUUGUACAGGAAUUUAUGCAAGGCAUAUUUAUUUUCUCUUCCAGAACUUGUUAGAUUUUUAUCUUCUGAGCUGUAACUGUUAGUGGGUGGGCUGUAUUAGGCAGCAAGUAAGCAUUUUGUCCUCAAAGUUGAUGUGUUAGAAACAGGAAAAAAUGGGCAAGCGUAAGGAUUUGAGUGAGUAUAACAAGGGCCAAAUUGUGAUGGCUAGACGACUGGGUCAGAGCAUCUCCCAAACUGCAGCUCUUGUGGGGUGUUCCAGGUCUGCAGUGGUCAGCGUCUUUCAAAAAUGGUCCAAGGAAGGAACAGUGGUGAACCGGCGACAGGGCCAUGGGCGGCCACGACUCAUUGAUGCACGUGGAGAGCGAAGGCUGGCCCGUGUGGUCCAAUCCAACAGACGAGCUACUGUUGCUCAGAUUGCUAAAGAAGUUAAUGCUGGUUCUGAGAGAAAGGUGUCAGAAUACACAGUGCAUCGCAGUUUGUUGCGUAUGGGGUUGCAUAAACGCAGACCAGUCAGUCAAGUUGUCCAUGCUGACCCUUGGGAACUGCUGAAAGUGCCAGCAAUGGACAUGUGAGCAUCAGGACCUCCUAAAACACAUGAAUGAUGUUAAAUCUGUGGACAUCUCUGGUUUCUUUAAGUGCUGUGGGGUUGUGUUUGGUGCUUCUUUAGUCUUCGCUGAGGGUCCAAUUGAAACCAAAAUGGGCAGACAGUGAGUGAAACUUCAUGUCACUGAACUUGGAUCUUGGACAAAAAUGCUGUCAGAUGAUGCAGAAAUGUACAGGUUGAAGUCGCACUAAUAACAAACCUGCUUUAAUAAUUAGUAACCCUGUUUUAUGUAUGUUAAAAAUUCUUUGCAUUUUAUUUGAUCUGUUUUUAAUUGUAACCCCUUGAUGCCCAUUGUCGUGAAUUUCCAACAUACCACUUUCAUUCAAACAGCAGCCAAUGUAGCGCAUCCAUUCCCCCAAUGCUGGUUUGUGCAUAUUCAAUACGUAUCUCGGAACCUUUUAAAAGCACUGUUUUCUUAUAGGGCCGGCCGGAGUGUUACUAUUGUUACAUAUCUAUGUGUCUAUGAUCUUUGUGUAAUAGAUGAAUUAACAUGCUCCACUUAUUUUAGCAUCAGCUGGAAAGCCAAAACACACAUUUUUUUAAAUUUAAUUGUAAAUAAAUUCAGGUGUAAGGGGAUUAAUUGUCAGGACCAGAACACCGACCUCUGCCUCCACUAGAGGGACUCAAAGCCACAUAAUAGAAAACCUGCUUCUCUACAGUCACAUUUGCAUGGAAGAACUGUGCAAAUACAGUCUAUUUGUCAUUUAUCUAAAAUGGCUCUGCCACCUUUUGAUCUUUGGUUUGAGCUUUUGCCUCAGUGAAGGUGUAAUCGAAUGAAUAUGAAGCGAAAUUAAAAUUCUGCACCCUGCCCAGAGGUGGUUUUAGGAUCUGACACACUGUGGGCUCAGAUCAGCCCACAGAUGGAUUCUACCCUCCUGAUUGCACCAUUUUAGAUUAUUUUAGAGUAAAAUGAAUAUGAAAUGUGAGGCACUGUGCUGCAAGCAAACUAGGGUCAGCCAACUUCCCUCUAAAUUCAGUCCAUCUUCCAUAUUUAUAUCACACUGAGCACAGGGUAAACCAGUGAAACUGUGAGCUUAAGACAUAUGUAUGAUGAUUUGCAGCUGUAAUCGCGUGUAAAGGUGUGAUUCAUGACAAAAACCCUAAAGUAGACCAGAGCUGCCAACUUAUAGCCAACAGCUGGAGUGAGAUUGGUAUAUCUUGUAGGCUAUUUGUACUGUUAGUAAUUUUUAAUGAUCAUUUUGUUUAUUACUAGUCCAAAGUAGGAGUUGUGUUGGUGAAUGUUCUUUAUUUCCACAGGUGUCUCCCGUUGUAGAUGUCAGUAUCAUCUUAAAAGUCUCUCCUUUAUAUAAAUGUGUUUUUGUAGUUGUCUUUCUGGUCCUGUCUCUUUGCCAUUUUAUCAAUUGUUUCAUUUUUAUUGUUGGUUUUAACUUUUAUUGUACUUGGCUUCUGCCUAUCCCUUUAAUGUUCAUAAAAAAAUAUCACUUUUUGUCAUGGCAUUUUUCUGUAUUUAUGUAAAAGAGGACAUUACUGUAGAAACAUUCUGCUGCUGCAGUUAAAUUCUUCCUGAAACAUUCUGGGCUAGGAUGGACACUCAGGACGAAUGACUACACCAAUCUUGCCUGGUUAAAAUAAUUCUUUCUCGAUUGUUUCUCUGUGAAAAAAACAAAGACAACUAAUGUUUUUUUGUUUUGUUCUGUACUGUCACCCAUGUCUUCUUAGAAUUUUAUUGUCAAAUGGAAAAACCAAAGGAAAAGCAUUCACUUUUCGACAUUAAAAUUUUCAUAAAUUGUG
Messenger RNA from Acanthochromis polyacanthus (spiny chromis), 2890 nucleotides. RefSeq names its product small integral membrane protein 7-like. The transcript is spliced from 4 exons. The record is from RefSeq and is a predicted model, not a curated record. The coding region runs from base 128 to 379 and encodes 83 amino acids. Lineage: Eukaryota; Metazoa; Chordata; Actinopteri; Pomacentridae.